Ostrinia nubilalis (European corn borer) is the source of this 1127-nucleotide messenger RNA. Its product is annotated as ubiquinone biosynthesis O-methyltransferase-like. Lineage: Eukaryota; Metazoa; Arthropoda; Insecta; Lepidoptera; Crambidae. Gene Ontology annotation, cellular component: mitochondrion. Bases 133 to 1017 code for a protein of 294 amino acids. Gene Ontology annotation, biological process: ubiquinone biosynthetic process. The record is from RefSeq and is a predicted model, not a curated record. The transcript is spliced from 6 exons. Gene Ontology annotation, molecular function: 2-methoxy-6-polyprenyl-1,4-benzoquinol methyltransferase activity.
CUUCAAUGUCAAAAAUAAAAUAGGACUCGCUCGCUCAAAAAAGCAAGAAAAUCCGUGGAAAACUAGAGAAAGUUCUCAUUACCGGCGAUUUUUUAUAAAUUGAAGAAACAAAGUAACGCAGUAUAGAUUAAAAUGAGUUCAAAAAUAUUACGGACCUGUUAUCUAUUUCAUAAAACUCUCAGUAAAAAUAGUGCGAACUUCAAACCUGCCUCGACUAACCUGCAGUUUUCGACGACUGUGCAGUCUAUCAAAAAGGAUGAUCAUAAAACCGGUUCGACUAUAGAUCAAGAUGAUCUUAACAAGUUUACCAAACAAACAGAAUAUUGGUGGGAUCCAUCAGGCCCUGUUAAGGCUCUUCAUUCUAUGAACGAGAUUAGAGUACCCUUUGUCAGAGAUGGAUUAGUUCAAUGUGACCUCGAUAAAAGAAGUCUGACUCCUCUUAAAGAUAAGAAGAUUUUGGACAUAGGCUGCGGUGGAGGUAUAUUAUCAGAGGCAUUGGCUAAAAUAGGCGCAACGGUUACAGGCAUAGACGCAAACAAAGACAUGAUUGAUGUGGCUAAACAACACAGUGAGUCAAACAGUAAAUUAGUCAACAAACCAAAUUACUGCUGUACUACAAUUGAAGAUCACGUAAAUGACCACAAAAACUUCUACGAUGGUGUGGUUGCUUCAGAAGUUAUAGAACAUGUCAACAAUCAAGAAUUAUUUGUGAAGUCAUGUAUUGAAGUAUUAAAACCCGGAGGAAGAAUAUUCUUCACUACACUUAAUAGAACUCGAAUGACACAAGUCUUCGGUAUUUGGGUAGCUGAAUAUAUUUUGAAUAUAGUGCCGAAAGGAACUCACCAGUAUGAGAAAUUUAUCACACCAAAUGAACUGACAUUUUUGUUAGAAAGAAAUAACUGUCACGUGGAAGUGGUUUAUGGCACAAUGUACAAUGUUUUAUUAAACAAAUGGGAUUUCGUCAGUUUCCAAACUUUCAUGUAUGCACUUCAAGCUGAGAAGUUAGAAACAAAAUAAUUUUAAUACAAAGUCACUCUUUUUACUGUGAAGUCAGAAGAACAAUAGUAUUUUUAUUUUAUUUACUAAUAAUAUCUAUUUAUUGUAAAUAUAGAAAAUGUAAUUUUAAA